CUUACCAGUAUAUAAGUAUCCUUGUCCACUACUGCCGCCCACAUUCUACCGGCCCGCCCUUCUCGGGCCCCAAGCCUUCGAGUUCAACCCUCAAACUCUGCAAGAACAACAUACAACCGAUUUCUCAUUUCAAGAUGCCACCAACUACCGCCACAUCCCAAGAGACCCAGGAGGGUUUGAUAAUCGAACAGUUGAGAUCGAUGGGCGUCGAGAAUCCCGAAGUUGCUGCCCAAGCAUUUCUUGAACAUGUCAGUUCCACAAUCAAUUCAAUUACUCUACUAUUGCUUGCCGUGGAGCUGAUGCAAUUUUGUAUAUGAAGAUGCGUCAAACAGGUCAACCGCUUGAGCCAACUGUCUCCACUGCUCCCACAGCUCCAAACCCCGCAUCCACGGAAUUACCUGGUCCCAGCAUCAUUGAAGCAUUGUAUUGCACAGACACAUCACGAAUUUCACCUUCUCCCCAAGCCAAUCAAUUCCUCCAUCUAGGCCCUUCAGCCAGUCUUCUCACAAGAUUUGGUCAAUCAAUUGAUCCAAGAUAUAGAGAUGUCAAGCCAGUCCGUCUUUCAUAUCGAUCCCAAACCUCGACUGUCUACAUUCGUCCUGACGUUGACAUAUUAUAUUUGCCUGAUAUGCACAAUCUUGAUGGCUUCCAAUUGAUACACGACACUGGCAAUAAGAACGCGAUCAAGACCAUCGCCAUCAAUCCUCUCUACAUCUUGGGAAUGACCAGAAAUAGUGUGAUGUAUCAUGUGACUACUCUUCCAAAUCUCAAAAAGAUAUAUGUCGUUGAAGGCCCUUCAAGCGGUCAUGAAUGGUUGGAUAUUGACCGGUCAGUCAACUGGGAUAUUAGGUUCGUCGACUUGCCAGUGGGGAACAUGAACCACAACGUCGUCCGCCGUACAAUACCGGGUAUGCGGAUAUGAUAAGAGCGAAGUGGAAUCAUAUCAUGGCACCCGAGAUCGCAGCAAGAAGAGCUCCAGAGUUGAUCUUAAAGUUCGUUGAAAGGGAGAAUCUUGAUGAUUCCUCGGCGAAUAUGGUUAGGAUUCUUGAUAACAACCCUGCGCCUGAAAGGGUCGUGAUUGAUGGAAGGGAGGCUAUGAGACAUGAGAUUACUUUUGAGUAUUAA
Molecule: messenger RNA, 1125 nt
Organism: Hymenoscyphus albidus
Lineage: Eukaryota; Fungi; Ascomycota; Leotiomycetes; Helotiales; Helotiaceae
Source: the annotation of a GenBank genome assembly